Messenger RNA from Megalobrama amblycephala (Wuchang bream), 952 nucleotides. RefSeq names its product SAYSVFN motif domain containing 1 (gene saysd1). The coding region runs from base 327 to 818 and encodes 163 amino acids. The record is from RefSeq and is a predicted model, not a curated record. The transcript is spliced from 3 exons. Lineage: Eukaryota; Metazoa; Chordata; Actinopteri; Cypriniformes; Xenocyprididae.
UCUUAGUGAUGGUCAGGAUGGACCAGUAACAGAGGUCUGCGAUUACAUGUUUUUGUAUUAAUUUAAGUGACUUUAUGUGAGCUUACGAUUUCAUUUAUGUCAUAUAUUUAUCAUUGGAAUCAAUAAAUUAAAAAAAAUUAUACGUUUUAAGUGAUGUUGUUUUUCAUUGAGACAAAAAACUUCCUGAAAAUUGAAUGCGGUUUAAAUGAAGGAUUCGCUUUUUGAGCCACCAAGCGCCCCUGGAGGAAACCUAUCAACCAACAAACGGUCAUUAGACGGCAGCAUUCGGUGCUACUGCAAAUCAAUAAGGAAGUCUGGUAUGAAAUAUGGAACGCAAGCUGGCUGAAUUCCGAGCCCGAAAGAAAGCCCAGACUGAAGCUGAGAAACCUGCUGUUCGUGUGAUCCAGAGUGAAAUGAAAGCAAUAAGUGAUGAUUCUCCGGCAGUGUCUACUGACACAACAGAGCUGAAGCCCAAAACCUGCAGAAGUCCACAAAAAGAGGAUCAAGGUGAUCAUUGUCUGAAUACUACAUCUGGUCAUUGGUUUCAGCAUCUGGCUCUUAACUAUCUUACCCUUUUUAAAGUGCUGCUGUGGCUUGUGCUGUUGGGGCUUUUUUCAGAACUUGAGUUCGGCCUGCCAUUUUUUCUCAUAUCAUUAUUCUACUGGCUCUACGAAGGCCUUCGAAGCCCAAAAGCCAGACAACCUGGAGAAAUGAGUGCAUACUCUGUGUUUAACCCUGAUUGUCAACCCAUUCUGGGGACUUUAACAGCCGAACAGCUGGAAGGAGAGAUGGGAUACAGGCCGAUGGCAACUAGAUGAACGUGUUUGAAAGGCAUGCAAACUUGGCAGCCAACUGUCUGGACAACAAGGGACUUGGGAAACUUAUUUGCAUUAUAUUAAUGUAUCUCAGUUCUUACUCAUAUUUACAUAAAUAAAAUGCUUUAUUUCAUGGA